Messenger RNA from Galleria mellonella (greater wax moth), 1162 nucleotides. RefSeq lists its product as uncharacterized. The record is from RefSeq and is a predicted model, not a curated record. Lineage: Eukaryota; Metazoa; Arthropoda; Insecta; Lepidoptera; Pyralidae. The transcript is spliced from 5 exons. Bases 375 to 1124 code for a protein of 249 amino acids.
GCGCGGCUCGCUAGUGUGUCGGCCGCAGGCUCGCAGGUCAUAGUACAGUAGUGUAGUGCGGCGUCGCCUGGCGACUGGCGACGCAGCGGCAGCGCGGACCGCACGCUGCCCGAUAUCCACUCGCGCACUACAUUAUCGGGAGGCAGUGACUACUACUCUGACGCAAGUAGUACUCGAGCGCGGAUGUUGCUAUCUGUAGACUGUAGCGGCUUCCGCGAACGCCUCCACUCCGCCACAUGGCGACGCAGUGCAGUUCGUGUUUACUUUAGAUAUAAAUAGGACGUCUGCUCCGGUAUACACAGCAUUAUUUAGAAAGUGUUUCAAAUAGCUUAAGUAGCUUCCUCGUUCAGCUAGUUGAAAUGAAAUGAAAUGAAAUGAAAUUUAUUGCGAUGAAUGUGAUGCACGGUGGCAUGUUGGGGGGCGUGGUGUGGCGGCGGGCGGGGCGGGCGGCGCGGUCGCGGGCGCGGGCGGCGCUGGCCGUGUGCGGCGGCGCGGCGCUGCUGGCGUGCUGGCGGCUGUCCGCGCCCGCCGCCGCGCGCGUCAGCACCGACGCCGACUUCAGCGGCGCGCGGCCCGCCGCCCUCGCGCACCUGCUCGCCGACUUCUCCGCGCACCCGCUGCCCGAACGUGGAGCGUGGUCUGUGGAGCAGGAGUUCAGUAAUUACACGUCGUGGCGGUACACGGUGACGUACGAGUGCGGCGCGCGCUGCUCGGCGCGAGCCACCGUGGAGGCGCACGACGAGUCGCAGCCGGCGCGUGCGCCGCAGCACGGCAGCGGCGGCGGCGGCGGCGGCGGCGACGCACACCGUGUUCGCGUCCGCCACUCCUACUGCACCAGCUUGCCGAUGCUGCCCUGGCCGCAACUAUGCGGCGAAAUCGAUACAGAGACGCUGGUGACGAGCGGGGCGGGCGGGCGCGGCGCGCGGCUGCGCGAGCACGCGAGCGCGCGGUGCGUGGGCGCGGCCGCCGCCGCCGCCGCCGCCGCGCUGCUCACCGGCUGCGGCGACGAGCGCGGCCUGCGCGCGCGCCGCCGGCUGCACCUGCACCACCUGCGCCUCGCGCUCGCGCACGCGCACACACACGCGCACCCGCACACCACCGGGGACCGUCUCAAUUUCAGCUAAUUAUCUAUUGUGACGGAAUAAAUGAUAUAAUGAAGCGC